AUGCUGCAGCCUCUUCAUCAUGCCUUCUUAUUCCUCAUCCUCCUUUUCUCCCAAGCAAAUUCAGAAUCUUCAACCACUGAAAGGGCUAUUUUACUUAGCCUAAACCAACACUGGGGAAAUCCAUUUGACGAAUGGAACUCCACUUCCUGGCCGUGCGAGUGGCCUUAUAUUUCAUGCAUCAGAGGAAGCGUCACAGAGAUAUCACUCCCCGGAAUGAACAUUCAAGGAUCAUUCCCCUCAACCAUUAUAUGCCAGCUCAAAAACCUUACUUCAAUCAAUUUAAGUACCAAUAGUUUCAGUGGAACUAUACCAGCUAGUUUUUCCAGCUGCUUAAACCUUGAAACAUUGAGUCUGAACACGAAUUCUUUGACAGGAAAAAUACCAGGUGAGUUGUUUUCCAUGAAAAGGCUGCGUAGGUUGAGUCUUCGCCAAAACAAGCUGUCCGAGAUGCCAACAUCCUUGGUGCCUAACAGCUUGGAAUAUCUUGAUCUUUCAAGUAACCAAUUGAAUGGAUCCAUACCUGAUGAUAUAGGAAAUUUAUACAAUCUGCUCUCCUUAGAUCUGUCCAUGAAUUCUUUUAGUGGCUCAAUACCUGCCAGAUUGCUAGGAUUGCAUCAACUGAUUCAUCUUUCACUUGCUUUUAAUAGUUUGACUGGUGAAAUACCUGGAAAACUGGAUUUAUUUAAUCUGAAUGACUUAGAUCUUUCUCAUAAUCAUCUUAGUGGAGCGAUUCCAAGAGGUUUUGGAGAAUUACUGCAAUUGAGUUCUAUGGAUGUAUCUCAUAACCAGUUAUCUGGAGACAUAUGGGAAAGUGUUAGCCAUCUGAUGAGGGCUACACUGAAGCUUAGUAUUUGUAUGAACAACCUUUCUGGGAAAAUCCCUAAUAAACUAGUGAACGAAAGAUUUACCAGCUGCUUUGAUCCAGUUAAUAAAUGUUCAGAUGUAUUAACUGAGGGAUUGCAACCAUGCUCUUCAGAUCGGUGUUCUGAUUAUACAAUUCGACAAAACAUGGAUUGCAGUUCCAUGCCUAGUAAAUCGAAGAAAAAGAAUUACAUCAUUAUAAGUUGUGGUGCAAUUGCAGGGGUACUUAUUGGGAUAGUAAUCCUGUUACUUGUGUUCAGACAUGCAGGGAAAAGGAGAAAGAAAAAUGAUGGAGAAGAAUGGAGUGUGAUUCCAUUUCAAAGGUUGGAAUUCAAUAAAUGGGAAAUUUUGGGUGGUUUGACAGAUGAAAAUUUGAUUGGAAAUGGAGGGUCAGGAAAAGUAUAUAGAGUGAUUACUAGGAAAGGCCUGAGAGUUGCUGUUAAAAGUAUAAGGCAUGAACAAAAGCAAGGGCAGGGAUUAAUGGAGAAACAGUUCCUAGCAGAGGUUAAGAUCCUUGGGAGAAUCAAGCACAACAACAUAGUGAAGCUGCUAUGCUGCAUAAGAGGAAAGACUACUAAGGUUCUUGUGUAUGAGUACAUGGACAAACAAUGUGUUCAUAAAUGGUUGCAUGGAAAGAAGAAAUGCUUAACUACUCAAGUCUUGCAGUGGGAGAGAAGGCUAAAAAUUGCCAUUGGAGCUGCACAAGGCCUCUAUUAUAUGCAUCACAGUUCCAAUCCGCCCAUUGUUCAUCGAGAUAUCAAGUCCAGUAACAUACUAAUGGACUCCGACUUCAAUGUCAAGAUUGCAGACUUUGGACUGGCAAAGAUGCUAGUGAGUCAAGGAGAUCCAGAAACAGCUUCCGCUGUUGUGGGAACUUUUGGUUACAUUGCUCCCGAAUAUGGCAACACAAGAAGAGUGAAUACGAAGAGCGACGUCUACAGCUUUGGUGUAGUGCUCUUGGAAUUGACAACCGGGAGAGAAGCUGUGAGUGCAAAUUUGGAGAUGAACCUGGCACAAUGGGCACACAAACACCAAAGAGAAGGAAACUCGAUUGUAGACGCCCUCGAUGAAGAGAUCAAGGACCCAUGCCAUCUAGAGGCAAUGACCACUGUUUUCAAAUUAGGCCUUGCAUGUACUUUGAGUUCCCCUACAAGCAGGCCGUCCAUGAAAAACAUUUUGCAGAUUCUUCAAAGACAGGCCGUCCAUGAAAAACAUUUUGCAGAUUCUUCAAAGAUGCAGCGAAAACAAUCAUAA
Ipomoea triloba (trilobed morning glory) is the source of this 2115-nucleotide messenger RNA. Its product is annotated as probable LRR receptor-like serine/threonine-protein kinase At1g34110. The record is from RefSeq and is a predicted model, not a curated record. The transcript has 2 exons. Gene Ontology annotation, molecular function: protein kinase activity; receptor serine/threonine kinase binding; ATP binding. The coding region runs from base 1 to 2115 and encodes 704 amino acids. Gene Ontology annotation, biological process: protein phosphorylation. Lineage: Eukaryota; Viridiplantae; Streptophyta; Magnoliopsida; Solanales; Convolvulaceae.